This is a messenger RNA of Chaetura pelagica (chimney swift), 725 nucleotides long. It is a transcript of the gene ATP23, whose product is annotated as XRCC6 binding protein 1. The transcript is spliced from 6 exons. Lineage: Eukaryota; Metazoa; Chordata; Aves; Apodiformes; Apodidae. Gene Ontology annotation, cellular component: extrinsic component of mitochondrial inner membrane. Bases 1 to 615 code for a protein of 204 amino acids. Gene Ontology annotation, molecular function: metalloendopeptidase activity. Gene Ontology annotation, biological process: mitochondrial proton-transporting ATP synthase complex assembly; mitochondrial protein processing. The record is from RefSeq and is a predicted model, not a curated record.
AUGUUAUUAGAUAAAGUAUAUCAGAACGAACAAGAAAUUGAUUGCAGCAAUGUUUUUCUAGAUCCAUAUGCUCAACUUCUCCUUGAGGCUAUGAAGCAGUCGGGCUGCACUGUCUUCAAUGACCGUCAUUUUUCUUGUGAAGACUGUGAUGGCUGUGUCAGUGGAGGCUUUGACUCUGCCACAUCCCAGAUUGUUCUGUGUCAGAACAACAUUCGCCAUCAAUCCCAUAUGAACCGAGUGGUUACACAUGAGUUGAUUCAUGCUUUUGAUCACUGCCGUGCACAUGUGGACUGGUUUAAAAAUGUCAAACACUUAGCUUGUUCAGAGAUUCGAGCUGCUAAUCUUAGUGGAGACUGUACACUGAUGAAUGAAAUAGCUAGAUUUAAAUUUGGAUUGAAAGGACACCAUCAGACUUGUGUACGGGACAGAGCCAUCCGUUCCAUUCUGGCUGUUAGAAAAGUUAGCAAAGAAACGGCAGAGAAAGCUGUGGAUGAAGUUUUUGAUGCCUGCUUCAAUGAUCUGGAACCCUUUGGAAGAAUCCCACACAGUAAAAAAGAUGCAAAACGUGCUUAUAGAGACUUUCAGAACAGAGAUCGCUAUAAUGCUAAUGUGUAAAGGAAAAAAGAAGUGAAAAAUUAUGGUAAUAUCUGAUCUUUCUACAACACAGGGGGUUAUAGUCUACACACAUGGUGCUGGUGGAAAGGGCAGUGCUAUCACAUGUGUCA